Messenger RNA from Racocetra persica, 539 nucleotides. The record is from the annotation of a GenBank genome assembly. NCBI's taxonomy places the organism in Eukaryota, Fungi, Glomeromycota, Glomeromycetes, Diversisporales, Gigasporaceae.
AUGCCGAGAAAACCUAAAAUUGACAAAGAAGCUGUUCUUUUCGAACUUAGCGAACAUAUUAAAUAUUUAAAUCGUUGCAAAAAACGAUCUUAUGCAAAUCUAAACGGAGUAUUUGACCGCGUAAUUGAAAUCUUCGAAAUAUAUAAAUCCAAUGUAGAAGAUGAACUUAUAAGCGUUGCUGAGUUUAAUAGAGAAAAACGGUCUAUUGAAAGAGAAAAAAAUCGGUGCAAAAGUGAGAUCGAACGUCUGGAAAAGUUAAAUAAAGAACUCAUUAAAGAAAACGAAGAACUCACGGAAGAAAGGGAAGCACUAAUUAAACUCAAUAAGAAAGUUCAGGACAUGAUUGACGAAAAGGACCUUGAAAUAAUGAGACUAAAAGCCGAAAAGCUGAGGCUGCAAAAUGAAAAAGCCAACCUUAUCGAAGAUACAGAAAAACUCCGAGUCAUGGCGGGAGUCUUUGAAUGGUCAAACAAAAAAAAAGAACUCAGUGAUCGAAAAAAAAAUGAAGAAAUUGAAGAACUUCGUCGUGCAAAUAUGGC